Molecule: messenger RNA, 1788 nt
Organism: Symbiodinium sp. CCMP2592
Lineage: Eukaryota; Dinophyceae; Suessiales; Symbiodiniaceae
Source: the annotation of a GenBank genome assembly
AUGGAGCGCACCCAGCCGAGUGACAAGCCCGGCACAGUUAUGGAGCUCCUGGUGCAGGUGGGCCUGGCGCACCAGCAAGAGCUACAAGCAGUGAAGGACGACGUGUUGGCAGAAAGUGCCGCUCUCCAGGCCGAGAUCGAGGAGCUUCGCAUUCUCGCAUCGUCUUCGAGAAGCCCGCAGAAUGCCCUAAGGGUCCAUGCUGCCCCGAAGAUGCGAGGCCGGGUCAAAAGUACCGGACCGACAGGAGAUGAUGGUCGGCAAGCAUGGGCCGGCGAGGAGACAUCUGUGGAUGCCAUGGACAGAUUCGUGAUCGAUGCCAAGGUAGAAAGCAUGGAGUCAUUGAACGACGAAGUCCAAGGUAGUGCAGGUGGGCAGGGCCAGCUGUUCCCGCCUGCUGUCAGUUCCCGUGGCGGAUCAAAGGCUGCAAGUGAUGCCGGUGUGAUGGAGCACGCAUCAUCUGGGCAGUCAAGCACGCCAGAUUCUCAUCAGCGCAGCCAGAAAACUGCAGAGAGAGGCAGUCUCCUAAAAGUCAGAGAAGAUGAGGAUGGAAAGGCAGAUGCAAACAUCCCAGAGUUGUGCGACGUCUGGAAAGCAGGCCGGCGCGUGGGCAAAGCGCGGGUGAACCUAUUGGCCUCUCGCUCUCGGCAUACACGGAACAGGCCUGAUGUCCUGCAAGCAGCAUCACCAAGACCGCUCGAGGAUUUCUUUGAAGAGGGGCCCGGUCGAUGUGUGUCGCGCCUGGUCGUGGCGCCAACGUCGCUCAAGCGGUUGUCCUAUGAUGUCUUCGGUGUUCUCUUGAUCUGCUACGACCUGAUCUUCCUUCCCAUCGAAGCGUUCCAGCCCGAAAGCACCCUAUUCAUGGAAACCAUGGCCUGGGUUUCAAGCUGCUACUGGCUUCUGGACAUACCUCUAUCUUUCUUGGUCGGCUACCCGCUUUUGGAGGAAGGAACUGUCGAAAUGAAGGUGCCGAAGAUUGCCGCCAACUACUUAAGAACAUGGUUUGUUUUCGACUUUGCUGUUGUCUGCCUGGAUUGGGCGCUACACAUUUGGAGCCUUGCCUUCGCGGCCGAUUCGGAUUCAGGAGCCGAUGCUGGUGUUGCUUUCUUCCGAACGGCGAAGACAAUCCGUUUGCUUCGCUUUUUCCGGCUUAUUCGGCUGAUGAAGGCACGCAGCCGCAUCAAUGACUUCGUCGAACGUGUGCAGUCCGAAGCUUCACUGAUCUUGAUCGGUAUUGCAAAGCUCAUAGCUUUCAUUGCCCUCAUCAACCAUCUGGUGGCAUGCAUUUGGUAUGCCAUAGGCACAUAUGAUCUCACCAGGGAGGACACAUGGCUACGGACCACCGGCUUGGAUGCCAAGAACAUAUGGUACCGAUAUUCUACAGCGCUUCAUUGGUCCAUGUCGCAGUUCACGCCGGCGUCCAUGGAAGUUGUCCCUGCCAAUGAGUACGAGCGUUUCUUCACUGUGUGCAUGAUCCUGUGUGGUAUGCUUAUCUUCUCGUCUUUUGUGUCUGCAAUAACCAGUGCCAUGAACCAGCUGCGAAAUCUCAACAGUUGGCGCCACGAGCAGGAAUCCCUUCUGCGACGCUACCUUCAAGAAAAUGAAGUCAGCCCGUCGCUGACGGCCCGCAUCCACAACUGCUUGCAGAAGGCUUUGCAGCGAUCACGCCGCCGGGUGCAUGUGGAUGAGAUUCGCAUAUUUCAGCAGCUGCCAUUGAGCCUGAAGUACCUUGACUUCUGUCCAAUCCAGGGGGCAUUCCGUAAUUACUUCAUGUCGCCUGGGAGGUCCUAA